Messenger RNA from Sorex araneus (European shrew), 2238 nucleotides. It is a transcript of the gene ADAM28, whose product is annotated as ADAM metallopeptidase domain 28. NCBI's taxonomy places the organism in Eukaryota, Metazoa, Chordata, Mammalia, Eulipotyphla, Soricidae. Bases 1 to 2238 code for a protein of 745 amino acids. Gene Ontology annotation, cellular component: plasma membrane. The transcript has 21 exons. The record is from RefSeq and is a predicted model, not a curated record. Gene Ontology annotation, biological process: proteolysis. Gene Ontology annotation, molecular function: metalloendopeptidase activity.
AUGUUGCAAGGGCUGCUCCUAAUUCUCACGUUCCUCCUUUCUUCAGUUCCAGUGAAUUCUAUAAAGAAGUAUGAAGUGGUUUUUCCCAAAAGAGUUCACCCACUGCAUAAAAGAGAGGUCAAUGAGCCAGUUGACCAGGAGAAAUUUGAAACUGAAUUGAAGUACCAAAUGACAGUUAAUGGAAAAAUGGUAGUCCUUUAUUUGAAAAAAAGCAAGGAUCUUCUUGCACCGGGCUAUACAGAAACACACUAUAAUCCCACUGGAAAAGAGAUUAUCACAAGUCCACAGAUCAUGGAUGACUGCUAUUACCAAGGACACCUUAUAAAUGAAAAGGUUUCUGAUGCUAGCAUCAGUACAUGUAGGGGUCUAAGAGGCUACUUCAGUCAGGGAGAUCAAAGCUACUUCAUUGAGCCUUUGGGCCCCACAAAUCAGGAUGAACAGGAGCAUGCGCUCUUCAAACAUGAUCCAGAUGAAAAGAUAAAUAGCUCUUGUGGAAUGGAUGAUAUUUUGUGGGCACAUGGAUCUCGGCAGGCAGUGGCUCCUCCUGCUUCCAGUCUGAUUAAAUUGAAUGAUCGGAAAGCUCAGAAAAAUAAGAAAUACGUAGAAUAUUAUUUGGUACUGGAUAAUGGUGAGUUUAAAAAAUAUAAUCAAGAUCCAGAGGAAAUAAGAAAACGGGUAUUUGAGAUGACCAAUUAUGUCAAUAUGCUUUAUAAAAAACUAAAUACUCAUGUGGCUUUAGUUGGAAUGGAAAUCUGGAAUGACAAGGAUAAGAUAAAAAUAAGCCCCAAUGCAAGUUUUACCUUGGACAAUUUUUCUAAAUGGAGGGGGAGUAUUCUCCCAAGAAGAAAACGCCAUGAUGUCGCUCAGUUAAUCACGUCAACAGAACUUUCUGGAACGACGGUGGGCCUUGCUUUCAUGUCUACCAUGUGUUCUCCCUACCACUCUGUCGGCAUUGUUCAGGACCACAGUGACAAUGUUCUUAGAGUUGCGGGAACAAUGGCCCAUGAAAUGGGCCAUAACUUUGGAAUGUUUCAUGACUCCUAUGUUUGCAAGUGCCCUUCUACAAUAUGUGUGAUGGACAAAGCAUUAAGCUUCUAUAUCCCUACAGACUUUAGUUCUUGCAGUCGUGUCAGCUAUGACAAGUUCUUUGAAGAGAAAUCUUCAAACUGCCUCUUUAAUGCUCCAUUACCUACCGAUAUCAUAUCCACCCCAAUCUGUGGAAACCAGUUGGUGGAAAUGGGAGAAGACUGUGACUGUGGGACCCCUGAGGAAUGUACCAACAUUUGCUGUGAUGCUAAAACAUGUAAAAUCAAAGCACAUUACCAAUGUGCUUUAGGAGAAUGCUGUGAAAAAUGUCAGUUUAAGAAGGCUGGUUCCGUGUGCAGAACAGCCAAAGAUGAGUGUGACCUGCCGGAAAUGUGCGAUGGUAAAUCUGGCCUUUGCCCCAGUGAUAGAUUCCGAGUCAAUGGCUUCCCUUGCCAAAAUGGCAAAGGUUACUGCUUGAUGGGGAUGUGCCCCACCCUUCAGGAGCAGUGCGAGGAACUGUGGGGACCAGAAACCCAAGCUGCUGAUAAGUCAUGUUAUAGCAAGAAUGAAGUUGGAUCGAAGUAUGGGUACUGUCGCAAAGUGGGUGACACGUACAUUCCCUGUAAAGCAAAUGAUGCCACGUGUGGGAAGUUGUUCUGUCAAGGAGGAUCAGAUAAUGUGCCUUGGAAAGGAAGAAUAGUGACAUUCCUGACAUGUAAAACAUUUGAUCCUGAUGAAAAUAAUCAAGAAAUAAGCAUGGUACUAAAUGGAACUAAAUGUGGUCAUCAGAAGGUUUGCAUUAACGCAGAAUGUGUGGAUAUUGAGAGAGCCUACAAGUCAACCAAUUGUUCAUCUAAGUGCAAGGGGCAUGCUGUGUGUGACCAUGAGCUCCAGUGCCAGUGUCAGGAGGGAUGGGCCCCUCCUGACUGUGAUGACUCCUCAAUGGUUUUCCACUUCUCCAUUGUGGUUGGGGUGCUCUUCCCUGUGGCUGUCAUAUUUGUGGUGGUUGCUAUCGUAAUCAGGCACCAAAACAGCAGAAAAAAGCAGAAGAAAAUCCAGAGGCCCUCAUCCGCUCCUGACACCAAGUCACACAAACAGAAGAAACCACAAACAGGGAAGGUUGCUCAGCCCCAAGAGAUGAGUCAGAUGAAGCUUCAAGAACCUGACCUCCCAGUCGAAGACGAUGUCCCUCCGGUUUCUUUUGUGAGUUAG